Messenger RNA from Cryptomeria japonica (Japanese cedar), 916 nucleotides. RefSeq lists its product as uncharacterized. The transcript has 2 exons. Bases 172 to 459 code for a protein of 95 amino acids. NCBI's taxonomy places the organism in Eukaryota, Viridiplantae, Streptophyta, Pinopsida, Cupressales, Cupressaceae. The record is from RefSeq and is a predicted model, not a curated record.
CCUGUCUUCAUUCAUGAAUGCUCAACCGGCCACUUGGCGCGUGUGAGUCUUAUCCCCAAGUAGUUGCAAAUACUUAUGACGAAGAAGCGUGGAAGAAUGAACAAACUGAUUAAUAAUAAUAAAUAGGCAGAGACGAGGGAAGAGAGGGAGGAAAAGAAGAAUUGGAGAAAAAUGGGAAUAGCGCUGGUUUGGUCGGAGAAGAGGAGGGUGAAAAAUGCGAAGCCUGUAGCGGGGAUGUGCUCAGCCUGCGGCGCCGGCGCCUGUGUUGUCGAAGUGCACGCUCAGCGCAGGUUAUUUCUCCUCAUUCCGCUCUAUUCUCGGACAUGGCGUGCCAUUGUUUGCCCUUCCUGCGGAGCGCUGCUCAAAUCUUACAAAGGUUGCAGAUGUUUUUCCUCUUCUGAGAAUGUUAUACACAGAUCCGCCUUUUGUUCCUAUAUAAAUUUAGAAGCGUUAUAUUGAGUCCAAGAUCUGAUGAUAAAGGCACCUUCUACUGUGAAUUUGAAUUCUCUGUAUUCUUUAGCAGAUAAACGUAGAAGCGUUAUACAGAGUCCUUGAUCUUUAUGGUAAAGGCAGCCUUCUACUGUGAAUUUUCUACUUUCUUUUACAGAUAAAUUUAGGAACGUUAUGCAAAGUCCUUGAUCUGACGAUAUAGGCAGCCUUCAACUUUAGAUUCUCUAUUUUCUUUUAGUGAUAAAUUUAAAGCGUAAGACAGAGUACUUGAUGUGAUGAUAAAGGAAGCUGCCUUGAACUUUGUGUCCUCUGUUUUCUUGUAGAGAUAAAUUUAAAGUGUCAUACAGAGUUCUUGGUGUGAUGAUAAAGGCAGCCUUCAACUUUGCAUUCUCUUGUAAAUUUAGGAGCGUUAUACAGAGUACUCAAUCUGAUGAUAAAUACAGCUUUAACCCGUGCAUUUUCUUUU